Messenger RNA from Populus trichocarpa (black cottonwood), 1923 nucleotides. RefSeq lists its product as uncharacterized. The transcript has 12 exons. NCBI's taxonomy places the organism in Eukaryota, Viridiplantae, Streptophyta, Magnoliopsida, Malpighiales, Salicaceae. The coding region runs from base 201 to 1505 and encodes 434 amino acids. The record is from RefSeq and is a predicted model, not a curated record. Gene Ontology annotation, cellular component: TRAPPIII protein complex.
CGCUGAUUUGCUCGAUGCCAUUUCAAACUGAAAACGACACCGUAAUAGCUAAUGCGAAAUCUUAUUUCCAGUUUCUUCUUCAGCUUGCUUCUCCUUCUGCAGUUGUUGCUUUUCUUUCUAUUCACCUCUCCCUUCCUUGUGGGCAAAAUAUUCUCAAACAAAAUAAUUAAUCCAGUGCAAACAAAAACAAUCUCCAAAUCAUGAGCACGGCACCAGCUACCCAAUCACUAGCCUUCCGUGUAAUGCGACUAUGCCGUCCAUCUUUCCACGUCGACACUCCUCUCCUUCUGGACCCCUCCGAUCUCAUUCUUGGUGAAGACAUCUUCGACGAUCCUCUCGCCGCCACUCACCUCCCUCCACUCAUCGACACCCACCUCACCAAUCCGAUCGACUCCUCCGAUCUAAGUUACCGCUCUCGAUUCCUCCUCCAAAACCCCUCCGAUUCCUUCGGUCUCUCUGGCCUCCUCGUCCUCCCUCAAUCCUUCGGGGCGAUUUAUUUGGGAGAGACGUUUUGCAGUUACGUUAGCAUUAAUAACAGUUCUAAUUUUGAAGUUAGAGAUAUUGUUAUUAAGGCUGAAAUGCAAACGGAGAGACAAAGGAUUUUACUGCUAGAUACCUCAAAAACACCUGUUGAAUCAAUUCGAGCUAGUGGCCGUUACGAUUUUAUUGUUGAACAUGAUGUGAAAGAACUCGGAGCUCAUACGUUGGUUUGUACUGCUUUGUAUACUGAUGGUGAUGGUGAAAGGAAAUAUCUGCCGCAGUUUUUCAAGUUUAUUGUUGCAAAUCCGCUUUCGGUUAGGACUAAGGUCCGUGUAGUCAAGGAAACUACAUAUUUAGAGGCAUGCAUUGAGAAUCACACAAAAACAAACCUUUACAUGGACCAAGUUGAGUUUGAGCCAGCUCCAAAUUGGAGUGCAAAAAUUCUAAAAGCUGAUGAACACAAAUCUAAGGAUAAUUCUCCAUCCAGGGAAAUAUUCAAGCCACCUGUCCUUGUUAAAUCUGGUGGAGGAAUUCGCAACUAUCUUUACCAACUGUCAUUGUCCUCACAUGGUUCAGCAGAGAGUAAUGUUCUUGGUAAGCUUCAGAUAACAUGGCGCACAAAUUUAGGUGAACCUGGUCGCCUACAGACACAGCAAAUACUUGGCACUCCCAUCACGCCUAAGGAGAUAGAGUUACAUGUUGCUGAGGUUCCAUCUGCCAUCAACUUGGAUAGACCAUUUUUGGUACACUUGAAUCUCACAAACCAGACGGAUAGAGAAUUGGGCCCUUUUGAAGUUUGGUUGUCACAAGAUGAUACUCUCGAUGAGAAAACUGUUAUGAUUAAUGGUCUCCAAACAAUGGAAUUAUCCCAGUUGGAAGCAUUUGGUAGCACAGAUUUUUACUUGAACCUCAUUGCUACUAAGCUUGGAGUCCAGAAAAUAACAGGCAUUACAGUAUUUGACAAAUCAGAGAAGAAAACUUAUGCCCCAUUGCCUGAUUUAGAGAUAUUCGUGGACAUGCAUUGAUCAGUUGGACCUCCUUAUCCAUUUUCUAUGCUGUGAGGAGCUGUCCAUCCAUGGAGCAAAACGUGUUAAUAUAUCCAGUCAUUCACUAGACCAAGCAAAUUUUAUACUGAAAGCCCUUGUUCAACUACCUUCAUGGAAUAUCAUUUGUUCCAGCAGCUCCAUUGACUUGCUGCUGUGCUUCACUAAUCUCUCCGUCCCCAGGAGCAAGUCCAGAUGGAUUCCCUAUAAAAUGAUCCCAGAGGAUUGGGGAGGAGGCUUGAAACAUCUUUUCCAAGCAUUUGCUGUGAUGACUAGAUUUCAGCUUUGUUGCUUUUCAGUUGUAGAUAGUGAAACUCUUUUUGCCAUGAUCCACGAAACUAAACUGUAUCAUGAAAGUUAGGCAUUUCAAAUUAAUGAAUUAAAAUAAUUUUAGUUUGUA